This is a messenger RNA of Colletotrichum orchidophilum, 1110 nucleotides long. RefSeq lists its product as uncharacterized. Gene Ontology annotation, molecular function: heme binding; catalase activity. NCBI's taxonomy places the organism in Eukaryota, Fungi, Ascomycota, Sordariomycetes, Glomerellales, Glomerellaceae. Bases 1 to 1110 code for a protein of 369 amino acids. Gene Ontology annotation, biological process: response to oxidative stress. The transcript has 3 exons. The record is from RefSeq and is a predicted model, not a curated record.
AUGGCCAGCAUCAUCAGCAACAUCCUUCCAACUGAGGACCUCUCCACCCGCGCCUACAUGCGUUGGGACGCGACAGGGGUCGAGGAAGUGCCGCCAAACGAAGCUGAGGACAUCCAGGCCGUUGCUGAAUUGAUCAAUGAGGGGCAGCGCAGAACAUGGAACUCGACGCGGCACGGAUAUGGCGGUACUCAUGCCAGAACACAGGGCAUUGUUAAAGGCACAUUCAUCGUCCCUGAUGACUUGCCUCCCCACCUGAAGCAGACAGAACUAUUCCAACACGGUGGAGAGUACCCCGUAGCCUGCCGAUACAGUUCAGAGCCUGGUGAUCCAGGUCUGGAUGACCGCAUCCCCCAGCCCCGAGGCUUCGCCAUGAAGCUUUUCAACGUCAAAGGAGACAUGUUCGAGGCAGGCAUGGACACCCCCACCCAGGACAUUGAGUUCAACAGCACCCCGGCUAUAGACCUCGCCGACGCCAAAACGACAAAGGAAAUCAUCGGACUUCGACUCAAGCACGCUGGCAACAAAGACGAGCUGAACAAGCACCUCAACGCGCGCCAUGAUGCCCAGCUCCAACUGGGCCGCGACCAGGUCCGCAACACGCACCUCGAGUCCACGCGGCAGUACUCCCAGACAGCGUACCGAUUCGGAGAUUACGUCAUCAAGUACUCCCUCGUCCCGUCUACCGAGACACAGAAGAAGCUCUAUGAGGAGACCGUGAAGCCAGAACACGACGAGGCCAUCUUGCAAAAGUGGCUGCAAAAUUUUCACGCGCACCACGAUGCAGAGUAUCUCUUCCAAGUGCAGCUGCUGGAGAAUCUGAGCGAUCAGCCUGUAGAGUACUCAGGCGCCGUGUGGGAUGAGUCCAAGUACCCCUGGCAGACUGUCGCCAAGCUCGUGAUUCCGCAACAGGACAGUUUCGACUACGAGAGGAAGCGAUUUUGGGAAGACUAUGCUCGCGUUGACCCGUGGCAUGGGCUGAAGAGUUUGCAACCUCUGGGAAGCUCGAACAGGCUUCGACGGGCUGUUUACGCUGCGAGCAGCAGUAUGCGCCGAAAGUUGAACGGGGUGAAAGAGGUUCAAGUGAAGAGUAUUGAUGAGAUACCCAACUGA